This is a messenger RNA of Megalobrama amblycephala (Wuchang bream), 1099 nucleotides long. It is a transcript of the gene fkbp1b, whose product is annotated as FKBP prolyl isomerase 1B. Lineage: Eukaryota; Metazoa; Chordata; Actinopteri; Cypriniformes; Xenocyprididae. The transcript is spliced from 4 exons. The coding region runs from base 128 to 454 and encodes 108 amino acids. Gene Ontology annotation, molecular function: peptidyl-prolyl cis-trans isomerase activity. The record is from RefSeq and is a predicted model, not a curated record.
GCACGGGUUACAGACCAUCGCGCAUACAGUUAGACUGAUAUGACAGUGGGCGGAGUGCAGCAGCGCUGCUGUCUCACAGUCUCUCUCUCACUGUCUCACUACUGUAGGAUCUAUCCUCGCGAACAGAAUGGGUGUUGAGAUUGAAACAAUAUCUCCAGGAGACGGAAGAACCUUUCCGAAGAAAGGACAGACAUGCGUUGUGCAUUACAUAGGGAUGCUGCAGAACGGAAAGAAGUUUGACUCGUCACGAGACAGAAACAAGCCCUUCAAAUUCAAGAUCGGCCGACAGGAAGUCAUCAAGGGCUGGGAGGAAGGAGUUGCACAGAUGAGUUUGGGUCAGCGGGCGAAGAUCACCUGCACCCCAGACAUGGCUUAUGGGGCCACGGGACACCCUGGUGUCAUUCCUCCCAACGCCACCCUUGUAUUUGAUGUGGAGCUGCUGAAAUUGGAGUGAACCACUAGCUUUUACAGGGCUGAAGUCCUCAAACGGAGAAGGAAAAACACUAGUCCUCGCCCCACCAACAAAACCUUCUUCAUCUAAACACUCUAGGCAUCAUCUUUUGUGUUUUUUGCCAACAAAUGCAAUAUGUAGACACUGUUUAGUUACUUUAAAUCUUUUCUACACACAACCUUAACACUAUUUUGGCAUCUCGUUUUCAUGCAAAGUGUUUUGUUUUUAUUUUAUAAAUGUAGUAUUUUUCAUACUACAUUUUUCUGAAAAUAUGUGAAUACAAUAGAAUCAUUAAAUCAGUAUUUUAAUUUGUACCAGACUGAAUCCACUGCCUUGCUGAAUUUAGUAGGGUUAGAAUUUUACAGAAGGGUAUAAUUCUGUAUUCUGAGGGGCAUUAACAACCACUGUCUGCAUUGCCACUUUUGAUAAAAGUAUAUCCUGCUGAAUGCAUAUGAUAAAAUGAUAAUGUUACUGUAUUUACUAUAUAUUUUAUAUAUAAAUCUGUCCCUUAUAAACAUUAGCUGUAAGUCUCAUUCAGAUCUAUUACAAUGAGACGUGGAACAAACUGAAUAUGUACGAUGGAGUGCUUUGGCUUCAAUGAACAUUUUAUCAACUUGCUCUUAAUAAAGACCUUUGAACUCUUGGAAA